AUGGAUCUUGAAAUUCUGAAACGGAAUAGUGAAUCUAUAAUAAUCCGUGAAGUAUGGUCCGAAAAUCUCGAGUCCGAAUUCAGAUUGAUUUCAACCCUAAUCGAUGAAUACCCUUUUAUUUCAAUGGAUACAGAAUUUCCGGGUGUUAUUUUCAAAUCCUCAGGGGUGGAAUCCAAGCACCACUACCACCGCCGUGGUAGGUCAUUGCCGUCUCAUCACUACCAGAUCCUCAAGUCAAACGUUGACGUUUUGAAUUUAAUUCAGCUUGGUCUUACUCUUUCUGAUGCUGCCGGGAAUUUGCCGGAUCUGGGAUCCGGUCACCGGUUUAUCUGGCAGUUCAAUUUCUCAGACUUUGACGUGGAGCACGACUUACAAGCGCCGGACUCGAUCGAGUUGUUGAAGAAUCACGGAAUUGACUUUGAGAAAAAUCGACUUUCCGGGAUAGACUCGGCGAUUUUUGCGGAGUUGAUAAUGAGUUCGGGGCUAGUGUGUAAUGACUCAGUGAGCUGGGUCACGUUUCAUAGCGCAUACGACUUCGGUUACCUCGUGAAGAUUCUCACGCGCCGCCUGUUGCCGACGGAUUUGACCGACUUUUUAGAAAUUCUCAGGAUCUAUUUCGGGAAUAACGUGUACGAUGUGAAAUAUUUGAUCCGGUUCUGCGAGAGUCUUUAUGGCGGUCUGGACCGCGUUGCCAGUGCUUUGAAAGUAGACCGGGUUGUGGGCAAGUGUCAUCAGGCCGGUUCAGAUAGCUUGCUGACGUGGCACGCCUUUCAAAAGAUUAGAGAUGUUUACUUUGAGAAGCGUGGGCAUGAGCAAUACGCCGGCGUUUUAUAUGGAUUAGAAGUGUAUUGA
Fraxinus pennsylvanica is the source of this 852-nucleotide messenger RNA. The record is from the annotation of a GenBank genome assembly. Lineage: Eukaryota; Viridiplantae; Streptophyta; Magnoliopsida; Lamiales; Oleaceae.